Molecule: messenger RNA, 11618 nt
Organism: Meriones unguiculatus (Mongolian gerbil)
Lineage: Eukaryota; Metazoa; Chordata; Mammalia; Rodentia; Muridae
Gene: Rnf217
Product: ring finger protein 217
Exons: 6
Coding region: 528-2054 (508 amino acids)
Biological process (GO): ubiquitin-dependent protein catabolic process; protein polyubiquitination; positive regulation of proteasomal ubiquitin-dependent protein catabolic process
Cellular component (GO): ubiquitin ligase complex; cytoplasm
Molecular function (GO): ubiquitin protein ligase activity; ubiquitin conjugating enzyme binding; zinc ion binding
Source: RefSeq, a predicted model, not a curated record
GGGCCCUAGGUGAAGCACGAGGUGGGAAGGAGGGAGGUCGCCCGCUCCCGCCUCUCCCCCGCGGGGGGCACAAGCUCUCGGUGACGCCACAGGCCCCACGCGACCCUCGGGAUCGCGGGGACAGGGACGGCGCGGGGCUGACGGUCGCCUCUCCCCCCGACCCUCCCCGCCCCCACCGGGACUCCUCGGCACCGCCCCGACCUGCAUGCGGGCGGGACACCCACAGCCCGAGGCCCUCGGCGUCCCCGAGGCGGUGCCCGGCCGCGCCGGAGGAGGAGGAGGAGGAGGAGGAGGAGGAGGAGGGCGAGCGGGAGGACGACGAGGAGGAGGAGGAGCCGGCUGGCCGCGCGCUGCGGCCCGGGAGCACGGGCUCCCCGGAGGGAGCUUGGGGCGUCCCGGCCCCGGAGGAGGGACCCGGAAGCAGAAGCGCAGCCGCGAGUGGAGCGGAGCCGCUGCCCGCGCUGCCCGGCGCCGGCUGGGGGUCCCGGCGGCUGGAUGGGCGGCGGCGGCGCGGGCCGCGGGCGGCGAUGGGCGAGGAGCAGAGCACGGUGAGCGGCGGCGGCGGGCCCCGGGAGGCGCGGCUCCCCGGCGGGGGCUCGGCGGGCCAGCCCGAGUCCCCCAGGCCGCGAGGGGACCGCACCGGGGCAGCCGGGCCGCGCGCCGCCUCCUCGGAGCCGGGCGGCGGAGGCUGCGCGGACGCGAGCGCCCAGGAGCCUGCGAGCCGCCGGGCCACGGCGGGGCGGCCCGCGGGACUGCCACUCGCCGGGCCCCUGGACCCCCACAGCCUGCAGCUGCGGCUGGAGCGCGAGCCGGAGGGAGCGGGGCCGCGGGAGGCGCCCCCCGGCCAGCAGCCCCCCGACGGGCUGCUCCUGGACGCGCUGGCCCAGCGACCCCCGCCCCCCGCCAAGCCGCAGGUCUUCUGCUCCGUGUACUGCGUGGAGAGCGACCUGCCCGAGGCCCCCUCCGCCGAGUCGUCGCCGGAGUCCCCACCUCGAGUCCUGCCGGGGCCGAUACCCGCCAGCCCGCCGUCCUCCUUCCCCAGCUCUCCGCUCUCGCUCGCGGCUGACCCCCUCUCCCCCGACGGCGGCAGCAUCGAGCUGGAGUUCUACCUGGCUCCGGAGCCCUUCUCCGUGCCUGGCCUAUUAGGGGCGCCACCCUACUCCGGCCUGGGCGGGGUAGGGGACCCCUACGCGCCCCUCAUGGUGCUGAUGUGCCGGGUGUGCCUGGAAGACAAGCCCAUCAAGCCCCUCCCGUGCUGCAAGAAGGCGGUGUGCGAGGAGUGCCUGAAAAUCUACCUGAGCUCUCAGGUACAACUUGGCCAAGUAGAAAUCAAAUGUCCAAUCACAGAGUGUUUUGAAUUCCUGGAGGAAACAACUGUUGUCUACAACUUAACCCAUGAAGACUCCAUCAAGUAUAAGUACUUCUUGGAACUUGGCCGAAUUGACUCCAGCACCAAGCCGUGUCCUCAAUGCAAACACUUCACAACCUUUAAGAAAAAAGGACAUAUCCCCACUCCUUCCAGAUCAGAAAGCAGAUACAAAAUCCAGUGUCCCACUUGCCAAUUCAUCUGGUGUUUUAAGUGCCAUUCUCCUUGGCAUGAAGGUGUUAACUGCAAGGAGUACAAAAAAGGAGACAAGUUAUUGCGUCACUGGGCCAGCGAAAUUGAGCACGGGCAGAGAAAUGCCCAGAAGUGCCCCAAGUGCAAGAUACAUAUCCAGAGAACAGAAGGGUGUGACCAUAUGACUUGUUCACAGUGUAACACUAAUUUUUGUUAUCGAUGUGGAGAGAGAUAUCGCCAGCUCCGUUUUUUUGGAGACCACACAUCAAACCUCAGUAUAUUUGGAUGCAAAUAUCGCUACCUCCCAGAGAGACCUCAUUUAAGAAGAUUAGUUCGAGGGUCAGUUUGUGCCGGAAAGCUCUUCAUUGCGCCUCUCAUCCUGGUUUUGGGAUUGGCACUAGGGGCCAUAGCAGUUGUAAUCGGUUUAUUUGUAUUUCCUAUAUAUUGCCUUUGUAAAAAACAGAGAAAGCGAUCACGGACAGGUAUGCACUGGUAAUCCACAGAGGAUUUCACAUGAUGUCAGCCGGUACCAGGAGGAGCCGUGCGGGAUGCUCCACCGUCUAUGCGUCGGACCCUUAACACCUAGAGAAACUUCCGCCAUCUUGUCUCCUGUGGUUCUCUGCAGGCCACAGUGCCUCUCUAGCUACGGUGCACUCCCAACAUGGUGUCCUGUCCUUUCCUUAAACAAAUUGCUGCUUUUAAAAAAUGGUCACUUUCGUUAAUUAGAGACGUUUAUAUCUUAACUCUUACCUUCGUGGUUCGUGGAAGAAAAUCCUUCGAGAACAGGGUAUCCUCAGCUGUGUUUUGAGGACACCUCACAGGAGUUUAUUUGGAUUGUCUGAACUCUGUGCUUCUCUCCAGGCUGAAUGUGAGGCAUGGUAUGCAAAGCUGAGGUCCUGUCUGUCUCAGCAGACAAAGCCAUUUUUCAGAAGAUAAAUCAGAGUUCACCAAAUGCACCUGUUGUUGUCUGUAGCCCAAAUGGUAUCAUUCUUUUGCUCUUUGGACACUGUACUUGCUUUAAAAAAAAUCUCAGCACCCAGAAGGGAAUUAAUGAAACUAAAUUAAUGAGAAGAACCAGGAGUUACUGGUGCGUAUGUGUAAGGAUGUGUAUGUGUGUAUAUAAACACGUGUUAAAUCAGGCUCCACAGCCGUGUGCUUGUCUAGUUCCAUGUCUAUUUUCAUAGAACCAUUCAGCCAUGAUGGUUAUUUUUGUGGGCCUAACUUGGUAAUGUACUGAAUUAAAGCCAAUAUCAACAACAGGUUGUGUCCAUGGUAUCCCUGUCCAUUUCUUGCUCUUUCUGUGGACACACACAUACACCCACUCACACACACACACACACACACACACACACACACACACACACACACCGGCAUGAGAUGUAUGCAGUGUCACUCCGAGAUGCACCAAACUUUGUAAACUGAAAGGAUGGUUUUAGAAAGUCCCAAGUUUCCAACAUGAUCUUUUCAGAUCCCUUGGAUUUUGACAUUAAUACUUUAUCCUGCCAAUAAAGCCUUCCUGGGAUUAUUUCUUUUUUUUUUUUUUCUUUGAAGAAAACUGUUUAAACUUUUAAUUUAAUUUCCAUUCUGCUCAUUAUUUAAUUACCACUUUAGAAUCCUAAUUAAUUCUGCUUUAGGUUAAGUUUUAAAAAAUUAUUUAAUGCUCUACUUCUUCCCUCUUUAUUUUUUUAAUUUGUCCUCAAGUUUUUUACAAAAAUAAAUACUAGUUUUGAAGGAUUUUUGCCUAUGUUUACUACUCAGAUGCAUAGUUUGCUGGUAUCUCCUUAUAGAAAGAUAACUUGAAAACAGCUUUUUAUGUACAUAGUUUCAUCAAAACAUAAACUGCUUUGGAGAAGAAAACAAAUGUAGAAAAUAUUUUGAAGAAGUUCUUCUGAGAUGAGAAGUCUUUGAGAAUAAGAUAAUGGAAUUUAAGCAAAGAGCUCCAUUUCCUUGCUUCUAUCAUAAAUUUUAUCAAGACAAAGAAGAGAUGUCAUGAAGCCUAAGGCUUCAACUCAUUUCUACAUUCUCAAAGUCAGCUACUUGUAGUAAAUUUGUGUUUGACUUGAAGUAGACCGUAUGAUAACACUCACGCUUAUAUGGCUGUUUCAUGGUGUCGGAUGCCAGAGUGUAAGAACUUUGUACCCUUGUGUUUCGCUGCAAAAGUUCAUGCCUGUGAAGGAUGGUCCAUGUCUAAGCUAGCAUGCUCAUAGUCUUGAGAACAAUAGAGAGGAGCUGGACAGCUUCCUGCUCAGUGGUGAGUUUCUGGCGGGAGGAGUGCAUGGCACUGGUGGAGUACCUGUUUCUAGACUGUGGUGUGAGGUAAGGCGCAGUGGUCUCUGGCGUCACAGACUCAUCUUCCCGUGCCUUCAGCCGUACAUUUGCCAAGCGUUUACUGUCCGCCUUAGAUGUGCUAGUCUUAGACCAAAAGACUGAGAACUUCUAGCCCAAAUACACGUCUCUGUUGUUAAAAGUGCUUAAUUUUUAGAAACUCGUUUUUCCUGGACUCGGCCAUCGGUUUGGCCAGCUGUGGGUGGGAUGGAUCUGAGUAUGCCCCAUGAAUCUGUCUGUAUGUCAUUAGUAAACAUGUCAUGUUCAUACACAUUACUGGGUGAACAGAGACUUGUGGGUCUGAGAGUGUCUAUAUUCUUGGGUUUUUGUGCCUGCUGGCUUUGGCCAACUCAGGGAUUUUUAUUCUAUUCUUUAGAUAGCUUAUCUUUUACAGAUAUUUUUAUAUAUGAUUUGAAAAAAAAAUUCCAAUAUGUGAUUUACAAAUUGGUAUUUGUUAUCAGGAAAGGCUGUUUCAUCAGAGGGUGGGAGAGUACACACUGUGCUUGCACGGGCAUCUCAUUUGUAAGUGCAUAGAUUUGUAAAAUAAAUGUGUGCAUUUUUCCCUUCUUAAGGAACACACAACCACAUACACACAUGUGUGUCCUUUCCGUGGUAGUAACUUAAAAGUAAUUACUUGUGACUAUUUUAGUAAGUCUCAAAAAUCUUUAAAAGAGUUAAAAAAAAUAGCAAAAAAAGUUUCUAUGUAAGUGCCAACUUUGAAGGUAGAACAGUAGUAACGUUUAGAAUAAAUUCUGAAAACUCCUUUACGAAAUGAAGUAUACAUGUUAAGUGUCUUUUUAUCAGGUCUCGUCUUUAUCUGUCAACAUUGUAGAAACUCAGACCAUGUAGAGCUAUAAAGUACAAGGUCCUCUGCGUAUCUACCCCUUGUUUCCCUAGGGUUGACUCUCAGUGGUCUGAGAUGCUUCCUUCAAAUGUACAAAUAAGUGUGUGUCUGUGUGUGUGCACGCAUGCACCCCUGCAUGUCAGUUUUCUACUAAUUGAAUGACAUCCUUUGCUGUGUCUCUUUUUCAUGUUUUGAAGGAUUAGAAAAAUACCUUUCCACAAGUGUUUAUACCCAUUUGAAAGUCACAGUCUAAUCCACUGAGGAGCUGUGUUUUAACUGAUUUGGUCAUCUGUUGAAUGGGAAACAAGAUAGUUUUCACUGAUCACACACAGAGCAUCUUAUGCAUCCGUAUUUUUGUCACCAAUACAACCAUUUCCAUGGGAUUUUGAAAUUUAUUUUUACAAAAAUAUUUGUAAUAAAUAUUUUAAGACAUAGCCAACAGAUGUGACCGUGGGCAUAAUGUAUUCAAGAUCCUAUUUUCGAGCAGUGUAGAGAAUGCCUAAUUUUAAAGCAGAGCAUCUUUCAAGACUUCCUCUUUGAAAGAUUAGCCAAAUAUCUUGCUGAAAUUUAAAAGAGAAUAUUAGUCUGUUCCCAGUGAAGCAAAAAUGUGAUAAGUUGUCUUUUUCACAGUGUGAAAAAGAUUAAUCAGUUCUUGGAUUUCUUCUUUUUCACUUUAGUACUGAGGGAAUGAAUGGUAUCUGUCUCGCUGUCUAAAACCCUCAUUUAUGCCAUUUAUGAGAGGUAGGAAAAAGAAAGGGGUCAAAUGCCAUAACGCUAGCUGCAUCCUCUUCCCACCUUUAUGGUCCAGCACGUAGCCACUUAAUAGUACAAGAACAGGUGGGAAAACAGAGAUGAGUUAAACAAGAGACAAUUUACAACAUAGCAUCUGUCUCUCUGUGCUGUGGGAUCAAGAUUCUGUACAACCUCUCGGGAAAUGCCCAACCCUGUGGCACCAUCUCAAGUAUCAGGGCCCUACUUAGGACUGUAUCUUUUAAUUUCACUGCCCAGGUACAUGUCUCUGUGUUCCCAUAAUACUCUACACCUUUGCAGUUAUUCUGUCUGUCCCUAUGUUAGUUGCAACCACGUUUUUGUCCACACCUCUGUCACCCUCAGAGAAGAGGGGAGGCAGGUGGGAGAGAGGCCUACUCUGGUCUGUGUAGCCUCAGUGUCUCUGGCCUUUCUCAGAUUUCAGUGCAUCUGCCAACACAUCUCCCCUACCACAAUGAAACUGUUUUAACAUCAGAUUUUUUUUAUGAUGCCUGUCAAGAUGAUAACAAAGUUAGUGGCCUAAGUAAUACUAGGUGGCAUAUAAGUACAAAACUAAGAAAAUCUAUGCCACAAGCCACAUUACAGGUUAGUUUUAUAAACAAGCUGAACACAGUCCUUGAUGUGAGUUCUUUCGUGUCAGUGGUUGGAGUCUGUCUGCACUAUUGUUCUAUGUUAAUGUCUGCUAUAACUGUUAGCCUUAACACUGAUGCACUUUCUAGUGUGUGUGCCAUUUAAAUAGUUAAGUGCUGAAGCAAAAGUGACAGGUGUGUUUUUUUAGCGACAGGAAUAGAAUCAUAUCAGUAAAUAUGUUUAAAUUCUUCAAAUUAGUGAGGAAUCGGAAGCUGAGUCCUUUAUGUAAAGCAUUUUAAUAUGAGUAUAAAGCACUCAAAUAUAGAACUGUUUCUAAAAUGUUAGGAAAGCUGGGGAUUUUUUUUUUGCAAUGAUUUUGCUACGUUUAGAACUGAAAGCAAAUAAUGAUGCUACAUGAUAAUUUCACUCGAAUCUGUUUAAAAUACUAAUUCCUACUGAAUGUUUUAAUUGUAUUUAGCUGUAUUUUCAUAGUUCAUGAAUUCUAUACAAGAAAUUUUCUUGACUAGAAACACAAUAAAUUAAAAUAGUUGGAGCACAUUUUGCUUUCAAAUCAUAACUUAAUUAUACACUUUUCCUACAGUUGUGGACACUAACUUCCAAGAUCACAUAUUAAAAUGUGUCUCUGAAAUGACCAUAUCACGAAAACUUGUACAGAAACCGUGUUAUCUAAGCAAACAAAAACCACUUCCAGGCUUGAAAGAGUACUUAAGGUUGUGAAAUGUUACUUUUUGGAGGCAAAUCAAUGGAUGGGACACCAUUGUAUUUCUUCCUUUGAGUGUACAGCUGAGACUGAUUCCAAAGCCGUGUGCCCCGUGGGAUUUCUAUGCAUCACUUUGUGAGUCUUCAGAUUUAGAUGGUGUUGUCCAGACCCAAAAGCACAGUCAUAGUAGAGUGAGACUAUUGUCGUCUAAAGCCUUAAUAUGUCACAGACCGUAUAUGUCCUUCUACAUAUUGUCAGUCGUGUGAGCAUGUAACUGUGUAUAUUAGAAAUUAUUAUUUUUUCCCUUGGACUAAAGAAGUGACUGUUUUGAGAAUAAUGACUUAAAUGCAAAAAUUAUCUUUUUGAAAAAUACUUGAAGAAUUUUUUACUGGUGUCCUUUUGAGGGUCAUUUUUUUUUUUAUUUCUCCAAAAGGCAUUCAGUGGUUUAUUUUAGAUUAUGUGGACUCAUUAAUAGAGAAAAUUUUUGUUGUUGUUUUUCAGUUCUGGGUCAUCUGCUACCACUGUCUUCUUCCAUGUGUUUGUGUGUAUGUGUAGCAAUACCCAUGUAUCUCAACAUCGCAUACCUAUUUCUUUUCUUAGUUUUCCAAAUUAUCUUGCUUUUUACUUCUGCAGUUCUCCCCCGCCCCCUCAUCUCGGCCAAGUGAGGAAAAAACUGUCUUAAGCAUUCGCUCCUUUCGACUGUAAUGCAAUGAAAUUCGGGGCUGACAGGCCUGGUGACCUAACUCUACUAGUGUGUGUCAUUUAUCCUUGUUAUUGUUAACUGAACUGGAUCCACAGUGCCUGGGACAGUUUUCCUGAUUCUUGGUAGGAGCUGAAGAACCCUUCCUAGCCCUCUGUGAAUUGGACCAGAGGUUUGAUAAUACUCUAGAGCCAAACUUGAGAAAUCUGUGAUCGUCAGAAGCUCAAUGCAGUGCCUGCGUAUCGGCUGGACCAAAAGCACACACACAUUCAUAUGAUCUGACCCAAAGCUUUUUAUCCUUCACCUAAAGGAAUUCACACUUGCAAUUAUUGGUCUUUAAGUAAAAACAUCCUGUAGCUUGAACUUGGGGUAGAUUUAAAUUGAGUAGCAAUUGUAUAUUAGAUGCAGCUAUCAACUUAUGUGCUGUGGUUUUUAUUGGACACUUUGAUAAUCUAAAGCAAAUCACCUGGACUAUAACCAGGGUUGGCCCUAGUCUAGAGAAACUGCUUUUCUCAGUCUGCAGGCUGUAGUCAUUUUGUUCUGUUGACAGUGUCCUUUCUUUAUGGAAGCUUUUCAGUUUCAGGAGGUCCCAUUUAUUGUUGAUCUUGGAGCCUGAGCUGUUGGUGUUGCUUGCCAUUUGAAAACAGUCAAAUAUUUUUAAUUAAUCAGAUUUAUACAUAAGCCACACUCAAAAUGUAUUUAAUGUAGUUUUACUAUGUAAGAAAAAAGUUGAAAGUCACACUUGGAUGUUAAAUGGCUUCAGGAUUGUAGAAAUGAUGCCAUUUCAGGUUUUCCUCGUAGGGGGCAGGCUGUGCUGUAGUUGUUAGUCCCUUUCAAUGUCAAAGUUCCAUCUCAUGGCCAGCUAGGAAAAUUGUCUUGUUAAAUUCUUGAAAGUUACCAGGUUUUUAAAUUAGCAUUGCUUCCUCCAUAUCUAAAUAUAGUUUCAGACAGCUAGUAUUUAAAUAUAUGAUGCUUAUAUCUAAUUUUUAGUCUAUAGAAAAUUAGAAUGCUAUAUGUUUCUUUACAAAGAAUUUCUGAAGAUGGCAUUAUUACUUUUUAUCAGCUGAAUAGAUAUUUUUUUUCCUAAUGCCCACUUUUAAAGUUGCAUAUGAUAACUCCUCAAUAGCUAACAUCUUGAUCAUUUUCAUUACAAUUAAAUUUCUGUAGAUGGUGUUUUGAAAACUUUAAGAAGCCUUGUUGAAAAACCUUAUUUUGGUAUGAAAUUCAGAAUAGUAAUUGAGUAUAUAUAAAUGUGUAUUUAGACACCAUUUGCCAAAGCAGAAACAAUUUCUUCCAAAUUUUUAUGAAAAUUAAAAGGCACCCAGGCAGGGCACUUGGCACGUGGCCCAGACAGAACCCUUAGAUCUGGGGUUGGCUGCAUUUGCUUCCAUCUCCUCCUCAGUCUACACUGAUGUAUAUGAACGGGCAAGGCUUGUAUUGGUUUUAUUUUAUAUUUUUUGUUUCCCUCUCUCCUGCCCUUUAAAAAUUGGCUCUAUGGUGAAAGGCAGAAGGCAUAUUUCAUGUGCCCGUCAGGCACCAGGCAGCCUACUGUAUGUGCCUGCAGUGACCAAUUACCCUUGUAUCCUACUCCCAUCCUCGCUUUCCAUGACACAGUACAGUUAAGGAGUUUAAUUUAAACCCUGUUCUGUGGGACAGCAGCCCUCUGCAGACACACAUCUGCUGCUUUCUAAUAAAGACCCUUUUAACCCCUUGUGGGCGUGUGGAGAAGGAGGGGGAAAAGAUUGACUAUCUCGUUGCUUGUGAAAACAAUUAUUCAUGUGCUAAUAAAUAGUACUUCUGACUGCUUAAAAAAAUCUAAUCAAACAGCAGCAGGCACACAUAUUUAAUCCCAGCACUUUUGGGAAAGCAGGCAGAUCUCUGUGAGUUCCAGGCCAGCCUGGUCUACAUCGUGAGUUCUAGGGGGCGAGAUCCUAUCUCAAAAACAAACAAACAAAUAAAAUCAAACAAACCAAACAGUAGCAUGCAAAUAUUAUUACAUUAACUCAUCACUUAUUAAGAAGCAAAAUUGGUAAGACAUUUUCUUUACUUCUCUUGCAAACUUUAAAGACAGUUAUAUUAUCUGUGUCAUCAUUUUUCUACAUAUUCAGAAAUUGAUGUUCUAAGGAAUAAUUACCAUCUUCUAUGUAAAUGUGAGACUAUAUUCCAUUUUAAGUAUGGUCUCAAUAAUAAAGGGGUAAUGUUUGCUUUAUUUUAAAGUGAAUUGCUUCCAUUUUAAUGUGUACCAGGUCUUGUCACUUUCCUUUUAUUGAACAUUUUAAAAUUUUCUGUAAACUUUGUGGUCCAUUCCAAGGUAAUAUGUCAUAAUGUUUUUCUUGUUGAAAAUAUUCUUUGAUUUUUAAAUGUUUUAACUGUUUCUGCAUUUCAGUAGUUGCACUGCUAACUUUGAUCUUCAUAAAAGUACGUGGAAGAAGCCAUUUUGGAUGUAUUUUUAGGAAAUAGGCAGGUAGAAAUAACAAAACAGAUGCCACUGAUAUCUUAAUUAAUCCCUGAAAAGCAAUUGGAAAGAAAACAAACAAACAUUGUACCAAAGUUUUAAAAGGUUGAAAACAAAAGUUGAAAAACAAAAAGACCUGAUUUCUUAUAUUGUUGAAGGGAUCAACUUUCAGAUGAAGGCUUUAUACUCUUGCUUCCAUGAAUGGAACAUAGUCUCCGCUCUCACCACUGUUGCGUUGGCACACUCCUCACUGAAAAGAAAGAAAGAAUUAGUGAAGAAAGCCAGGGAGAUCAGCCUUGUUUCCACUAUCCAGUAGCACUAAACCUACUGUGCCACCUAAACCUCCCGUAUGGUGCUUAUGUGAUAAUGUAACAUCUGUGUGUGUUAUUAGUGCCUUAUUUCUUUCAUGUGACUUCAUUUCUUAUCAAAAGAGCCAUAAAUUUUCCGUUAGCGCUCUUUGAUCCCUCUACUUUAAAGCAUGCUAAUCAGGUGUCUUGAUAGAUGUACCUCGCCUGCAUUUGCUACUGAAUCUCCUAUAUUGUCUCUAGACUAACAAAUUAGCUGUAUUUUUCUUAAGUGUGUCGCUUAUUUUCAAGUUAAGGCAAGAAAAUGAAUAUGAACUAACAGACAUCAAAGUUAAUGGAAUUAAUUUCUAUUUUUAAACCACAAGAAAAAGAACGCUGAAUAAAUCGGAAUCAGUGAGUUGGUCUGCAGCUCUAAUUAGGGUAGACCCAUAAAACGUUAAAAACAACGUUAAAAAUGAGCAUAACUGUGAUACUUUUCUAAUGUGAUCAUUUACCUACAACUUGACUUUGACAACAUUUUAGCAUUAAGUUUCUUAUUGAUGUAAAAAUAAUUGAGGGUUGUCACAGUUUACACAUUAUUCAUUCACAGUAGGCUGUAGCAACUACGCGCCAUUCUGUAUAUUACCUGCCCUUCUAGGCUCGUGCCUUUUGUCUUGUGUUAUACAAGAUACUGGUUUUGUUGUUUCAUAUAUAUAUAUAUGAAAAAUUAAAAUAAAUAUAUAUGAUGAUGAAGUGAUCAAAUUAAAUAAGGUGUGAAGAAAAGACAAAGACAUGGCCUACAUGUGGAAAUGUAUAAAUAUUUGACAAAGAAAAUAAGAGGGAAUCUUCCUGGCAACAAAUACGACCUGCUGGAAGGGCCUGGAAAUGAACAGGUUUGUUUGGUUUGGUUUGAGGAUUUUUGCAUUGAAAUUUAAAAAUCCAUUGCCUCAAGAAAUUUGGGUGAUAUAUAUUCUAUGCACUAGAGGAUACGUAGCAUGUUUCUUCUGAAUAAGUACUAUCUCAGUUGUGACUGAUAAAAGCAAUGCAACUACCAGCUCACAAACUGUAGGUACACGUCUUUGAGGAGAUGGAUGUGGAGUCUAGUUGCUGGCUCUCAGUAAUGUCCCUAUAUCCUUUUAUUGCAGCCUUUGAAAGAAUGGUCAUUAUUUUUAGUUGAUUGCUUUAAAUUGGGGGUUAAGAUUAAUUCUGAUAUCCGAUCUCAUGGAAGAAUAUAAAGACACUCUACCUGGGUGAAUCUAAUGGAAGUCAAAUGGUUCCAACUGUCACUGUGUGUACAGUGUAGAUUACCGUGGAUUGCUAUUUACUACACGAUUUGUGCAGAAUAUCACACGGCGUCAGCUAGCCAUGCCUAAUAAAAGUAUUUAAAAGAGGA